This is a messenger RNA of Orycteropus afer afer, 2522 nucleotides long. It is a transcript of the gene NDC1, whose product is annotated as NDC1 transmembrane nucleoporin. NCBI's taxonomy places the organism in Eukaryota, Metazoa, Chordata, Mammalia, Tubulidentata, Orycteropodidae. Gene Ontology annotation, biological process: nuclear pore organization. Gene Ontology annotation, molecular function: protein-macromolecule adaptor activity. The record is from RefSeq and is a predicted model, not a curated record. Gene Ontology annotation, cellular component: nuclear pore transmembrane ring.
CAAAGGGCGGGCCCUAAAAAUCACAGUCCCCUCUGGGGAACGUGUCUAUAGGGCGGUUCUGGCCCAUUGAGCCAGUCCAGACGAAGCUUCGGAAGGAUAGGUUGGGGCAUGGGCCAGUCUUCUGUCGGGCAGCGUUUGAGGCAGCCCCAUCGGGGUCCUCUUGGGGCCUACCUCCCUUUGAAGUUUAGUGGCGGGUGGGCUCACUGCUGCCUGCUCUUCUCAGAGUGGGAUCCGCCAUCUCCAUGGCCAUGGCUGGGAGCCGUCCCUGCGCGGGUGCGUCGCGGGACACUCUGUGGCGCGUUUUAGGCUGGAGGAUAGUUGCAAGUGUUGUUUGGUCAGUGCUGCUUCUACCCGUCUGUAUGACAGUAUUUAUAAUCUUUAGCACCAUUGAUUUAUUUCAUCCAAUACAGUGGCUGUCAGAUUUUUUCAAUGAUCUGUAUAGUUCGUAUGUAAUCUUUUACCUCCUGCUGCUCUCAGCAGUAGUAGUGAUAAUAAAUAUUUUCAAUGUGGAGUUUUAUACAGUUGUGCCUUGCAUUCCCUGCUCCAGACUGGCAUUGAUAGGGAAGAUCAUUCAUCCUCAGCAGGUCAUGCAUUCAUUUAUCCAUGCUUCUAUGGGAAUGGUGAUGGCUUGGUGUGCUGCAGUGAUAACCAAGGGUCAAUACAGUUUUCUUGUGGUUCCUUGCACAGGUGCUGAGAGCUUAGAUAGUCCUGUUGCACAAACCUGCUUAAAUGAAUAUCACCUGUUUUUCCUACUGGCUGGAGCAUUCAUGGGCUAUAGCUAUAGCCUUCUGUAUUUUAUCAACAACAUGAAUUAUCUUCCAUUUCCCAUUAUUCAGCAAUACAAAUUCUUGCGCUUUAGGAGAUCUCUGCUCUUACUAGUUAAACAUAGUUGUGUGGAAUCACUAUUCCUGGUUAGAAAUUUCUGCAUCUUAUAUUACUUUCUGGGCCAUAUUCCCAAAGCUUGGAUUAGCACCGCCAUGGACCUUCAGAGAGAUAAGCAGUUACAUCCUCUUGACACAGUGAGUGGUCUCUUGAAUCUCUCAUUGCUCUACCAUGUCUGGCUAUGUGGUGUCUUUCUCCUAACGACUUGGUACAUUUCAUGGAUACUCUUCAAAAUCUAUGCUACAGAGGCUCAUCUGUUUCCUGUUCAGCCACCAUUUGCAGAAGAGUCAGAUGAGUGCCUCCCAAAAGUGUUAAACAGCAAUCCUCCCCUCAUCAUAAAGUAUUUGGCCCUGCAGGACCUGAUGUUGCUCUCCCAGUAUUCUCCUUCACGAAGACAAGAAGUUUUUAGUCUUAGCCAACCAGGUGGACAUCCCCACAAUUGGACGGCAAUUUCAAGGGAGUGUUUGAAUCUUUUAAAUGAUAUGACUCAGAAACUGGUUCUCUACCAAGAAGCUGCUGCUACGAAUGGGAGAAUGGUGUCUUCAUCAUACCCUGUGGAACCUAAGAAAUUGAACUCUCCAGAAGAAAUUACCUUUCAGACACCAAAAUCUAUCCAGAUGACUCGACCUUCAGUGCCACCAUUAGUUAAAACAUCGUUGUUUUCUUCAAAAUUAUCUAUACCUGAUGUUGCGGGUUCUCUUGGGACCCCUUUUGGCUCUAGUGUAAUGAACCGAAUGGCUGGAAUUUUUGAUGUAAACACCUGCUAUGGGUCACCUCAGAGUCCUCAACUAAUAAGAAGAGGGCCAAGAUUAUGGACUUAUGCAUCUGAUCAGCAAAUGACUGAAUUUUCUAAUCCUUCUCCAUCUACCUUUGUUAGUGCUGAGGGUAAGACAUUGGGACAGCCCAGUGUUAUUUAUUCAUGGAUUCAGAAUAAACGUGAACAGAUUAAGAACUUUUUGUCAAAACGGGUGCUGAUAAUGUAUUUUUUCAGUAAGCACCCGGAGGCCUCCAUUCAGGCAGUUUUUUCAGAUGCUCAAAUGCAUAUUUGGGCAUUAGAAGGUCUGUCUCACCUAGUAGCAGCAUCAUUUACAGAAGAUAGAUUUGGAGUUGUCCAGACUACGUUACCAGCUAUUCUUAAUACUUUACUGACGCUGCAAGAGGCAGUUGACAAGUACUUCAAACUUCCUCAUGCUUCUAGUAAACCACCUCGGAUUUCAGGAAGCCUUGUGGACACUUCUUAUAAAACAUUAAGAUUUGCAUUUAGAGCAUCACUAAAAACUGCCAUCUAUCGAAUAACUACUACUUUUGGUGAACAUCUGAAUGCUGUGCAAGCAUCUGCAGAACAUCAGAAAAGACUUCAGCAGUUCUUGGAGUUCAAAGAAUAGUUAAGUAAUAUAAACUGUGUUCAUUACACUGCUGAUACAACUACAGAUGGGACAGUAAAUGUUCAGCAUUCUUGGAUCAGAAGAAAAUGGACUAAUUAGACGCUUCCUUUGUCGUGGUGGUUGCUUUGAAAACUAUACUUUAAUGGGAGAAAUCAUGGAAAGAAAUUCUCAACAGAAUAACCAAAAACUGCCUUUUCUGUACCGAUUGCUUUUUGUGUGUGUGGUAUAAUAAAGUCUUUAUUCAAUUUUACAGAA